UCUUUUCUCGUCCCUUCCUUCUUGGCUCUCUAUGUUUGAUAUUUUUAUGCUUGGUGCCGGUGGAAAAUAAAAAGCUACUUGAAUGUACAGCAUGAUGAUGGAAACGGACUUGCACUCCCCCGGCGGAGCCCAGGGCCCCACUAACCUAACGGGCCAGACCGGAGCAGGAGGAGGCGGCGGCGGCGGUGGGAACAAAGCGAACCAAGACCGGGUCAAGAGACCCAUGAACGCCUUCAUGGUGUGGUCCCGGGGCCAGCGCCGGAAGAUGGCCCAGGAGAACCCCAAAAUGCACAACUCGGAGAUCAGCAAGCGCCUGGGGGCCGAGUGGAAAGUCAUGUCCGAGGCCGAGAAAAGACCCUUCAUCGACGAAGCGAAGCGGCUUCGGGCGCUGCACAUGAAGGAGCAUCCGGAUUAUAAAUACCGGCCCCGCAGGAAGACCAAGACCCUGCUCAAGAAGGACAAGUACUCGCUGGCCGGGGGGCUGCUCAGCGCCGGCUCGGCAGGGGGAGGCCCCGCCGGGGUCGGGGUGGGCAUGGGAGUCGGGAUGAGCCCCGCCGGGGUCGGCCAGCGGCUGGAGAGUCCCGGCGGCACGGCCAGCGGGGGGUACGCGCACAUGAACGGCUGGGCCAACGGCGCCUACCCGGGCUCGGUGGCGGCGGCGGCGGCGGCGGCCGCGAUGAUGCAGGAGGCGCAGCUCGCCUACGGGCAGCACCCGGGCAGCGGCGGGCACCCGCACCACCCGCACCCGCACCAUCCGCAUCCGCACAACCCGCAGCCCAUGCACCGCUACGACAUGAGUGCGCUGCAGUACAGCCCCAUCUCCAACUCGCAGGGCUACAUGAGCGCCUCGCCCUCGGGCUACGGGGCCAUCUCCUACGGCGCCCAGCCCCACCAGAACUCGGCCGCGGCGGCCGCGGCGGCCGCUGCCGCGGCGGCGGCUUCCUCCGGAGCUCUGGGCGCCUUGGGCUCGCUGGUCAAGUCGGAGCCCAGCGUGAGCCCGCCUGUCACCUCGCACUCACGGGCUCCGUGCCCCGGGGACCUGAGGGAGAUGAUCAGUAUGUACUUACCGGCCGGAGAAGGAGGGGACCCGGCUGCGGCGCAGAGCCGGCUUCACUCCCUGCCCCAGCAUUACCAGAGCGCCAGCACGGGGGUCAAUGGCACGGUCCCCUUGACACAUAUCUGAGACGGGAGGGAAGGAGAGGGACAGAAACUUGCAUUGAACCCGGCUGAACGGUACCUCUGUCUGCCUGGCCGCCACCACCACUUCCCUCCCCAGCGCACACACCCCGCCGGCUCCCUUUUUGUACAGAAAAUGUGUGGAUGUUCUUGUAAUAAUAAUAAUAAUAAUAAAUAAUAAUAAUUAAUAAUGAGAAAAAAGGUAAUGAUUGCUCUAAUUACCUUUUUUAGGACUAGUUUCUCAAACUAGUUUUUGCGUUUUAGACUGAACUUCUGUGUUUUAUUGAGACUUUUGUACAGUAUUUAUCAUUCAUCCACGAGGCAUAGAGCGUUUUAUUUGCUAAAGAGAAAAAAAUCACAAAAAGACAAAAAAAAAUAAGAAUAAUCACACAAAGAUCUAGGCGAUGCCAACUUUUAUACCGCAGAAGCGUUACCCGCUUCUUCCUUGGAUCGCUUCUUGUGUAGGCUUUUUAUUGCCUAAUUAAGACAAAGUUGAUGGGGAAACAGUUCUCAUUUAUUACACAUGUACUAAGACAAAUCCAAAACCACACGUAAAAGUUUUUGUAGAUGUUAUUGCGGGGGUUUUAUUUGUUCGUUUAUUUAUAAAACUUUUUUUCCCGACUGCAACAUUAUUCUUGGUUUUGUAAAACUUUAUUGUACCUUUAUUUUUAUUUUUUGUUUUGUUUUUGUAUGAUUUCUUGUAAAUGCAUUGUGAAUUAAUUUUUAUUUUAGGCGUUACGAGGGAAUUGUGUAUAUAGUUUACUAAAAAGCCUUUCUGCUAAAGAAAAUUCCUAAGGAUGCGUUCGUUGAAUACUGAGUUAAAUAAAUUUCAAAGUGGAAAAAGUCACCUGUUUUUUUUUCAAUAAACCCGAAAGGUACUAAUUUUAUACGCAUGGUAUGCCUUAAAAUAUAACCGGUAAACCUAGAAAUUGAAAAGGAAUUUAAAAAAUAUGAUCAGAAAAUAACAGAAAACAAAUCCCGUAUUGUGUUUAGAUUUCUCACCAUCUAUAUAAAACUGAAGGGAUGAAAGUAACAAAAGUGGUGUAGCUUUUUUUUAAAGAUUAUUUUAAUAGCUGUUAAGUAUUGUUAAGAAGGCGACCUAUUAAAAUACUUUCCAUAGUACUCAUGGUUCAUUUUGUUUAUUUUAUUUGUGGAACUGACUGUCCAAACCUGGAGUGACUUCAUGGCUAGGAAACUUUUCCACCUUGAACUAGGUUAGGGGCUCUUCUCAGGUCUGGACGGUCUGCCUUCCCUUUCCCUCAGAUUUCAGACUGGGGAUCCCAGCAGCGAUGGGGAAUUGGAAACCUUGUCCCAGAGGGAUGCAAAAGCUACAGCAUGUGCACAAGUUCUUCUCCAAUCACCACAACAAUUGCAAGAGAAACUGAUUGGGUUUGAGUGUAAUGAAAAACAAUCUCUGUACCAAAAAUAUUAAAAGAAGUCCUGGCCCUCCCAACUCCCCCGAGGGGGCUGCAAACAACGCUGGACUUCACACACGCACACACACACACACACACACAAAUCUGUGUAACUGAAAUGCAAGUUCUUAACAACUGGUGUGAAAAGCUGUCAAGCAAAAAUGAUGUAUUUGUUCCUAACAGGAUCCUGAUGUUGUUUAAUGCUUUGAAAAAUUAUUAUAUUUUUUUCUACGUGUUUAUCGGUACCUUGCGAUAUUCUGGAAUUAAAAGUUUGCUGUAAACUUCAUUUAAUAGUAACGACAGCACUCCGUAUUGCAUUUAAAAAUCAUAUUGUAGCAAAUAAAUUUUGAAAUUAGUCGUAACAUAUUUAAACAAAAAAGAAAAAGAAAUAUUUUAACAUCCAGAGUGGAAACAUCGUUACAGCAGGCUUUAGAGCAUCUUUUUAUUGGUGGUGAAUAAGUAAUUUAUCCAUCCAAAAAUGGGGCAAUGUUAGUUGGUUAAUAAGGAGCGGGUUCGGUCCGUAUUAGAGAUUGCACUUUAACUAUAAUGCUAACAUGACAAUUGACAUAUGUAACUCUUUGGAGUCAUUUUGAUAAUUUUGUUUAAACCACUCAUUCGUUAAAGUGAUUGCGAAAUUUUACUGAAAGAUGUCUAUUGAUUUCUAACAAGGUAAUAAAAAUCCUUUUUGUAACUAUUUGGAUCCUUUAUUAAACCGUUGUGUGUGCAGGUUUAGAUUUUCAGCAGAGGAGGUUUGUGAAAUGUUCAGUGUACAAACACCGCACACACAAACCAGUACCUUAUGGGAAAGCUCUGUAGUUGUGCUCCUUUUAGCCAAGCAUGAUCCUACAUCUUUCUAAUUUAAAAUAAUCACAUCUGUACUUUUAAAUAUGCAGAAUAAAUUGAGUACCUGUUGAACUAUUUCUUAAUACGACACACACAUACACACACAUAUUUCUCGCCUCGUGGCGCAAUAUGAGUGUAUAUGUACACGCGUGUGUUUAUAGGGGUGUAUAUAUAUUUAAAAUGUUUGGUGCACCCUUGAUACAUGCCCUUUCUCUAAGAGUUACAGAGUAACUGAAGUUCCGAUUUAUUAGGGGGGAAAGAAAAUAAGCCACUAAAUUUGCAUAAACAAAAUAUAAUUUGGAAAUGCUGUUGUAUGCACUGUUCUACAUAUUAAAAUUAUGUAAUAAUCCUUUUUGGGAAAAUAAACAUUUGAACAGUUCCAAACUAAAUAUAGAACGAUUUCCAUCCACUCUUGGUGAGAUUUUUCUUUUCUUUCUUCCUUUUCUGCCCUCUCACUCUUCCUUCCCCUCCCCCAUUUAGCAUUAGCCCUAUAAAUAAUAGAAAUAUCUGCACUUUUAAUUUAUCGGGAUUAAAAAGAACAACCCCGAAUACAGUUAAAUAAAUUUCCGAGAUAUUCCGAGCAUUCCUUUCAAGGGAAUAAAAUCCUCUCCAUGAAUGUCAAAGAGAGAAUUACAUGAUUAUGUAAUGUAUUAUCUGCUCAUGGUUUAUUGGUUUUGCUCCUUUGAUUUUUUUUUAAAUCGUGUGUGGCUAUAGACAGCAUCUACAAGCAAUAUUAAAACAACUUUGUUAGGCGGAAAAAUAGGGUUAGGUAUGGUAAAAUAGUUCAUUUUUCGGGCUCUUUUCUUUGCAAGUUAUAUAUAAAUGAAUAAUUUAAUAUGCAGAACUAAAGAUAGGUUUAAACGAUUUAUGGAUUAAGUACUUUACAUCAAAAAUGUAUGAAAUGUUCAUCCUAUAACAUGAUUGACAGAGCUAUUAAAAUCACCUAUAUGGACGAAUUAAAAACUACGCAUUUCGUUUUCAGUAAAGGAGGAAAUUCCAGGCACUAAAAAGAAGGGGGCGGAGGGGAGAAUAUCGUUUGUACUGAGAUCUGUUAUAUGGAGCUUGGGGGGGUUGGAUUCAGGGCUUCCCCCCAG
Trachemys scripta elegans is the source of this 4528-nucleotide messenger RNA. RefSeq names its product SRY-box transcription factor 1 (gene SOX1). The transcript has a single exon. NCBI's taxonomy places the organism in Eukaryota, Metazoa, Chordata, Testudines, Emydidae. Gene Ontology annotation, biological process: regulation of DNA-templated transcription; anatomical structure morphogenesis; cell differentiation. The record is from RefSeq and is a predicted model, not a curated record. Gene Ontology annotation, molecular function: RNA polymerase II cis-regulatory region sequence-specific DNA binding; DNA-binding transcription factor activity, RNA polymerase II-specific. The coding region runs from base 83 to 1183 and encodes 366 amino acids.